Messenger RNA from Athalia rosae (coleseed sawfly), 2559 nucleotides. RefSeq names its product F-box only protein 42 (gene Fbxo42). The transcript is spliced from 8 exons. The coding region runs from base 231 to 1811 and encodes 526 amino acids. Lineage: Eukaryota; Metazoa; Arthropoda; Insecta; Hymenoptera; Athaliidae. The record is from RefSeq and is a predicted model, not a curated record. Gene Ontology annotation, molecular function: protein binding.
CUUUUCACAGUAUGUAGUGACAUCUAUAGAACCAUAGAAAAAUUGUCAAGUUAUCGCAACUGACAGAUCGUAGAUGUGAUAUUAUUCGUUUAUAAUUGCACAUUUUUUCGUGAGAAAAUGCACAGCAGAGUAAAAGCUAGGUUAUGUCGUUACCAUUCGAUCAAAUGACCUUAGCAGAGACAAUCGAAGUAUUCUUGCCAGCAUAAAUACCACAGAUUUAUUGUAAAAAUAUGCUGUGCAAAAUAGACGAUCUUCCAGAUGAAAUUCUCGAAUAUAUACUAAGCCUCAUUCCUCCCUAUAAAGAUCUUCAAGAAUGCACACUUGUCUCUAAACGAUGGUACAGAGCCACCAAGAAUGUUAUCGAGCAUAAUGAAGCACACUUUCAGAAAGCAGUUGCUUUGGGUUCAUUAUUUUGGAAGACGUGCCCUGGAGCGGAUUGGCUGCCGACAAUUGGUAAACGCCAUUCUCAUUCAGCUUGUGCAUAUGAAAAUUUUAUGUAUGUAUUUGGAGGCUGCACUGCUACUUGCACAACAUUCAAUGAUCUGUGGAGAUUAGAUUUGGACACCAGAAAAUGGAUUCGACCUAUCACCAUGGGCAGUUAUCCAUCUCCAAAAGCAUGUGCAACGAUGCUUUAUUACAAGAAAAAUUUUAUUCUGUUUGGUGGAUGGUCUCAUCCAUCUCCAUAUCCCCUCCAUCAGCAAUGGAAACUGUUCAAUGAGUUACACGUUUACUCUAUCGAACUGAAUAGAUGGAGUGCUAUCAAUGCCCUUGAAAGUCCCCCACCAACAUCUGCCCACUCGGCAUCUAUCCAUGGAAAUCUUAUGGUUGUGUUUGGUGGUGUUUGUAAUGGUUACAGUUCCAAUGAAGUUUGGUGCUUAAAUCUAGACACUUAUUGUUGGCACAAACAGACUACAUCCAACUUGAAGCCACAACCUCGAUAUGGUCAGUCACAAAUUGAACUCGAUAGCAAACAUCUGCUUAUCCUAGGAGGAUGUACUGGCCCUAAUGUUGCUAUGAAUGACGCAUGGUUAUUAACAAUGGAAAAUCCAAACUGGACUUGGAGGAAAGUCAACAUGCUUCGAUCUGAAUGUGCUCCAACUCGUAUUUGGUGUCAUCAAGCUUGCAAGGUUGGUGAUUACGUCAUUGUACUCAGCAGAAACAAACAAAUUUGCCAGACAAACGAUAUGAGUAUAUCACUUGCUAAGAAUGCUUGUCAAAGACCUACACCUUCCGAAGUUCAAGACCCAGUACCAGCAUUUGAAAGGCAUAAAAACGUGGCCCCAAUAGAUAGAGAUGAAAAUGUGAAUGGACGUCGCGGAUCCUUUCCAAGAUCGUCUAUGUCCAGUCCGCAAUCUCCACCGCUUGUUUCUGUGCCUCACAGGCCCUUACCCAUUCUCGACUCCCCUACUCUGGGAAUGGCUGCAUUCCGUGAGGAGUUACCACGACCUCGACCAAACUUGCAUAGACAGCGUCAACUAGAAUGGCUUCGCAGAAUGGAGGAGAAGAUUCAGAAUUUGAAGACGCAGACGAAACCUGUUAAAAAAACCGAAAACACCUUGGCUAUAUUUGUCUUAGAUAUCUCGAAAGUAUUGAGCGACGAAUGUGUUGCUUCAUGGAUACCAUUAAAACCAAAUGAUCAAUCUGGACCUGACGAGAGAAUAUUAUACUCUCUGGUUCUUGGUAGAGGAGAGUUAAUAGUGUUUGGUGGAAUCCGUAAAGAGCAAACUACUAUUCAGGGCCAAACAGAAACUGAUGACUCAGAAGUUUACAAUGAUCUCCAUUUCAUAAAUCCACCGCGAUAUGUCAUAUAAUUUAUUUCAGCAUCUAUAUAAGGCUCAUUGAUCAACAUAAUGAAGCUUUUUAUCAGAUAUGUAUUGCACAUCAGAUAUGAUAAAAUUAAUGAGUCAUGAGACUCCUUGUCUGCAAACAAAUUUGCUAAUUUACAAUUGCCUUUGUGUGAAGUAAAAUGGCGCAAUUUUUUAGACUUGAUACAACGACACUUUAAAAAUAAUCAUUGACCCAUAGAGUUUACAUGAAUAAUUCCUGAUUAAAAUAUUUUUAAAUAUUCACAUCUAUAGCUUUAAUUAGUGAGUCACCUGAAUUGCAAUAACAGAAACAACUCAAAAUAUUGGCUCAUUUAAAGUCUUGUAUAGAAUUAGUACCUUUGUACUAAACAAACAUCUUAUGUAAAAAUUACAAUUAUUUUUAGCUGAGAAUCAAAAAAUUUGAUCGCUGAUACUAAAAAAAAAGAUUUGCCCUUAACAGAAACAAUAUCAGUUGACUAGACUCUACAUUCUCCUGUCAUCUCUGCAAUGUCAUUUCGUUUAUUAACAUCAGCUCUCAGGGUGGUAGACAAGUAUACCUAUAGCUUAUUAGUUCUCAUUAUCGCUCGCAUUACACAAGUACAAAUUUUUAUUUACAUUUUUUAGCAAUUUUAUGACAAGAAAGUCAAGAGGAAAUAGCAUUGAAUAAUUAAACAAACUUCUUCGUUCAAUAUUAGGUAAUUAGGCGACGUUUAUAAGAAGUGUAUAAUAAAUAUACGCAUAGAAAGCUCCUGUA